AUGGAAAUAAAUCAAGGACAAGAAGAAGUUUUCCAAUUGGAGAAAAGGAAUAAUAUAUUGAUGAAGCUGACCUCCUCUCCUUAUAAAUAUAAGACCCCUCAUUAUUUGAAGACCAUCCAGAAUCAUCCACAAUCAUCCAGAAAUCCUCUGCAAACACCUAGAGCAAUCAUUACUCUUUUCUUCUUUGUUCUCUUUAUUUUCCAAUUCCGUCUCGUCGAGGACUGUUCGACGAGACCUCCUCUUUAUAAUUGCAUACUUCAUCUCGCCAAGCCUAUUUGGCGAGAGCACCAUCGUUGUAGUCCUUUGAUAUUUCUUCGAGUGAAAGUUCUCAGUUCCCAAAAAACUCAAUCUUUGAUACCCACUCUUAAGUGUGCUAUCUCAGAUCUAACAAUUUGCGCCCCCCAUGGGGCUGGGAACGCUUCUCACUUUCAAACUCAAAGAAGUUCUAGGAUUAUAAGAAGACAGCAGAUUUCAAACUUAGAAGAAAACACUCCCGACAGGAGCCCUCGCCGAAACCGGAAGGAUCCUGACGAUGAGAGAGACCUAGCAACGGUCAAGAAGGCCCUACGCCGAGAUGAGAAGAGCCCAUCUCGUCGGUCGACCUUGCCGACUCGAGGGGAAACACUGUUUCCCUCCCCUCGUUGCGGCAAAAGAAGACCUUGCCGACUCAAGGGGAAACCAUCUCGCCAUGACAAUAUCCUCAAGGCGAUUCGGACGCUCAUAAAGCCACUAACCGAGGGCUUCAAAGAGAUGCGAGCCCAGCAAAAGAAGAUCCAGAGCAGGUCGAUGCCCUGGCCCAAGAAGACGACGAGGAACCGUUGGACCCCGCUGCCACGACGACCAAUGGAACCGCUAAUUUUCCCGCACGAGUUAGCAGACGAGCAGUCUUAG
Microthlaspi erraticum is the source of this 891-nucleotide messenger RNA. The record is from the annotation of a GenBank genome assembly. NCBI's taxonomy places the organism in Eukaryota, Viridiplantae, Streptophyta, Magnoliopsida, Brassicales, Brassicaceae.